GCGCUUAGGGAGCCCGGCGGUCAGCGCCUGGGGCGGGCGGUCUGGCGCUCACGACCGGCGUGGAGUGCAGAUUGUCACCCUUGGCAAUGGCCGCAAAAGGAAGGUGUCGUUUUGCCGAGGAAAUAGAGGUCGGGGGAGUUUUGCAGGUUUGUGCAAGCUGGAGGGCCGGUGCGGGCAGGAGGGAGCCUGCGGGUGCCUCCUCCCGGCCCCCAGACAGCGCCGAGCCGGUCUUUCCCACGGCCUGGCGAAAACUGACAAGUUGCAGUAAAGCUCUUUGCAGCCGAUUCUCUUUUUAGUCGUUUUUAUUGUAGUUUACUUUGAAACUAGGUUAAGUGUCCUCUGGUUCUUCCAGUCGCCUCUGCCCACUCCGUUUCUUUCCUUUUUUUUUUUUUUUUUUUCAGAAAAAGGCUAAGGAAGUUAGUUUCAUUAUAUGUGGACGUGAUAGAUGGAUAUAGAUAUAAAAUUGUAGUUUAAUUCUCUUAGAGUAUAACUAUUGCCUUACAGAGCUAUACUUACUCUUCAUUUGGUCGUGUCUAAAAGAUACUUGGAAGAAAAAUACUACCGAGAUUUACCGUUCCUUUCCAAUGCAAUAUUUAGGAAUCUGAAUUCAGCCUCUUAUUUUUAUGACCUUACUACAAAAGCUCUUUAAAAUCCAACAGAAAUAAAUCAAACCAUGAAGAAAGUUAUUUUCAUUUUUAAAGUAUUUGAAUGCCUUAUGAUUUUUAAAAAAUCUGCUCCGGCAACAUGUCAUUUUCUAUGAAAGAGAAACUGAGUUUGUGUUUUCCUAGUCUCCAGAUUUGUGACACCCUCCUAUUUCUAAGUGCUUGACUAGAGCCAGCAUGUUACCGACUAUAUAUAAACAUCUACACUUCAGACUAAAUAUAGUGUUGAAUAUUUUAGACUCCACAGUGUCUUGCCUCAAGCCGAAAAUACUCUGUGUGUGCAUGGGUUUAAUAUAUCGUAGAACUUGAAUUUUUAGUCUGCUACUAUUGCAGAAUCGGUUUGAACUUAAUUUCUCACACAAAACACAUAGGUCUGCAAUGUUGAGUGCUGGAUUCAGGUUGUGCUUGGGAGGACAUGGCACCAGAAAAGACAGUCAGAAGAAGACACUGACCUCAGUCACUGUCUUCUCUUUCCAUUCAUCAGAUGCUUCCCUUUUUCAUGAAAAUAUACUUUUCCAUAAAGGCAAUAUAUUGGGAUACCCUCUGUUUUUAGUUUAGACAUAUGUUUGUCUCAAGUAACAUAAAGCCAUUUUUUCAAAUCACUUUCAUUAGGACCUCAUUCUUUAAUUUUUUUAAAUUUUGCUUCAUGUAACGUACAUAUGACACAAACAUGUUUAUUAGAAUACUGUCAAUGACUUUAGAAACAAAAUGCUUAGCUCUCCUCAACGUUAGGAGAAGGAUAGGUGCCAUUUUAAAUCGGGAGGACACCUCAGUUCAUUCCCAAAACACGCAGAGAGGGCAGUUGGGAUACCACCAAGUUCUGAAUCCAAUCUUCACAGCAUGGGCUCUGUAGUUAAAAUUGUAGGAUAGCUAGCAGGGUCCUAAAUUGGAAGUAACAAUCCCAAAGUGCAUAGAAAUGAUUUUUGUAUUAGCUGUGUGACUAUUCAGUUAAGUUCUCACAAUUGCUCUUCAUAUGUUGUCUUUCAAAGCUAAUUGGCCAUUAUUCUGUAGCCCAACUAAGAAUUCCAUUAUAUCAGUUUUAUAAGUGGAACCACACAUAUUAACAAGAAAAUGAAGCACAGCUUGUAUUUUGGAGGGAGGAAGAGGUUUACAUGAGGAAUACACCCGACCAAAUUUAGAUCGUAUCUUUGAAUAGCUUUAUUUUCAUUUAGGAUUUUUUUAUUACAGUGUUUUCCUAUAUCAAAGAUAAAAUCUACAGUAUAAUUAAUAUAAAGGCCUAUCAAAUGACCAUUCUGUACCUCAAAAAAAGGUUGCAGCUUCUUAAAUGGUCUUUCCAGAGGCCAUGCAUAUUGCCAAAAAAAUGGCUCAGUGCUUGAAUUGUUUUAAAUUUUUUUGUUAUAUUGGAAGGCCAUCUAACCAAAUUUAAUUUGAGUCUUUAGAUAGCUUUAUUUUCAUUUAAACAUAUCUCAUGCAUUGAACAUAUGAAGUCACAAAUUUACAUGUUCUAUUUUAAACUUUUAAAACGCAGGAUGAAGACACUGUUUGAAGAGAUCAAAGCAUCAAUUAAAAAUAACUAUAACCAAGAUCGCUCGUUCUGGAGGCCUGUUCUUCCUUGGGGAGGUGUUUUUACUAUCAAAGCUGGCCGCAAAGCAGUGUCCUGUACACCACUCUAUGUUGAAAUAAGACUGAAAAAUACCUGCACCAUAGAUGGAUUCUUGAUGUUAUUAUAUGUCAUUCUUAAUGAAAACGAAAAUUUCCCCAGGGAACUGGCUCUUCAUUUAGGUCGAGAGUUUGUAGACUGUUUUCUUUAUUUAAUGGACACCUACAGUUUUACAACUGUGAAGCUACUUUGGAUUUGGGACAAGAUGGAAAAACAGCAAUACAAAUCUGAAGUUCACAAAGUUUCAUUGAUAAUUGAUUUGUUUGGGAAUGAGCAUGAUAAUUUUACAAAAAAUCUCGAAAAUCUCAUGUCUACCAUACAAGAGAGUUACUGUUCCAACUGGCGAUGCCCAACUCGAGUGCAGGAAGAUCAGCAGCGCACAAUUAAUAUAAAUCCUCCCCAAGAAAUCCCACAUGGAAACUUGAUACGACUGGCUGUGGAUGAGUUAUUCUGUUCCAGGAUUGAACUGUGUGAAGAGCGUGGGUGUGGUGGCUUGAGAGAAUUUUCCCAGCGAGUUUUCUGCCACGGGGCACCCCCUUUUGUUGUCUUAAAUAUGCAGCAUUGGAGAUCUGAAGAUCUGGCAUAUGUACCCUAUUACUUGGAUUUAUCUGAUCACAAGUAUUUGUUGGAAGGUGCCACGUUAUUUAACAAAGAGGAACAUCAUUACUCUGCAGCUUUCCAGAUUGAUGGACAUUGGAUGCACUAUGAUGGCCUCAGAAAUGUGAAUUUAAUUUUGUUAAAUAAACCCCCAGAGUUUCUCCUCUUGUCAUCAUUGGUUUAUAUUCGAGCAACAGAGAAAUAAAUCUAGACUGAUGCUAAAUUACAUUGUUUUCCCUCCUGCCCAUGCUCCCCAGAUGAAGGGCUUUUAUUUUGUAUAUACUUGGUAUCCAAGGAAAUGGUUCAACUACACUAGUUUCAGAGGUGUAUUUUCCAGUGUUUACCCCAGGUAAAUGUUUUAUAUAGAGAAUCUAUGCAAAAUGUUUGUAUUUCUUUUUUCUAUAUCCUGGGUUAUUUUUAUACAAGCAUAUUUUAUGUUGAAAUAAAAUAUAUCUUGUAGCUUUUGUAUUUUUUAUUUAUAUGUACCUGGAAGGUUUUUUUACAAUUCUGUCUUUGAAUCCAAAAAAAUACUUUGUCAUUCGAAUUCUCAAGUUUUCUUUUUGGAUAUCCAAAUAAAGCAGGGGUACCAGUGAGUAUUUCAGUUUAUGUAAAUUUAACAGUUCCAAAGGUAUCUGACUAUAUUUCUUUGCCCUACCUCACUAUAAUCCAUAGUGCACUGUUGGAUCUAGUAUGGAUUUGAAUGUACAGCUUAUAAAUGGCUUAGUCUAUUUUAUCUGUUGAUUUGCGUAAUUUCCUUGUAGCAGUUUUUAAAAAUACUUUGGUGAGAAUGUUUUUCUGAUCUUGAAUUAUUUCUUUAUAAAGGCAAAUUACUUUAACCACUUGCUAAAGUUUUAUAAACCUGCCAGUGGAUUUUAAAUAUUAUAUAAGCUCCCAAGCUUAAUUAAAGUUAUUAUUACAAAUAAAUUAUAUAACUAAUCUAAAUACUUCUCUUAUAAUUAAAAGUAAUGAAAAUUCUCUAAUAAAAAUUUGUUUUCAGGUAAGACAACUAUAAAAAACAUUUGAGACAACAGGACGUUUACUAAUGUUGGAUUAACAAUAGAAAUCUACUUUAAAUAUAUAUUUAAAAGAAAAUGGGUGCCUGGGAAUAUUUCUUUUCCUAGAAGUCAUAUUGGCGCAGAGAAAAAAAUACUUAAAUUUUUGGAGUAACAUCUGCUGGCUCCCUUUUAAGUAGUAAAUUGAUAGCAUGAGUUGAUUUGCAAUAUAAAUCACUAGAAUUUUAUAGUUCUCACAAUACUUCUUUUCAAAAACCCGAAGGUCUCUCUCCCUUUUGCAAUUUAAAGGAAAAAAUUAGGUCAUAUUCUCAAGGGAAACUACUUUUUGAAAUUGAUCACCAUUUAUUUAGUGUUUGCAUUUCAGUAAACAGUCCACCUUAGGUUUGGGGUUGAGAUUGAGUGCAAUAUAUUUGGAGAUUUCUGCAUAACACAGUUCACUGCCAUAUACCACAUUGCUAAGGUUUAAUUUUAAAAAUUGAGUCUUAUACUGGCCUGUGCCAUGUUGAGAUAACUUACUGAAGAAUGGAUAAAUGUCAGUGCAACGAUGCUGGAAAUGCCUCACUUUGAGCAAAUACUAUGAAAAUUCCUUUUUUAUAUAUGACAAAAAAUAGUGAUUUAUUUUACAAAAAAAUUCACCCCAGGAUUUAUUUAAAUAGUUCCCCGUGUAUUUAAAUAGGAUUGAUUUACAGUAAAUUUUUCUGGGGACACCUUAUUAUAUGACUCAAAGUUUACAAAAAUACAAAUAUUAGCAUAUACAUAAAUGGUAUUAACAAAAAUAUUUCUAAUGCAGAUUUAUUCUUUUAGGAAUUGCACUUUAUUUGGAAUAAUACUGGUUUAUCACGAAACAAGAACUUACCUACCUCACAGGGUUGUUGUGAGGAUUACGAUGUUUGUUAAAACCUUGACUACCUUGAACAUGCUAAUAAAAAACUUAUUUUUUCUACCUCUUUCAUGUAUAGGCAAGUCUCCCAGAUUCUCUCUUACUAAUAAAC
Molecule: messenger RNA, 4885 nt
Organism: Diceros bicornis minor
Lineage: Eukaryota; Metazoa; Chordata; Mammalia; Perissodactyla; Rhinocerotidae
Gene: DORIP1
Product: chromosome 5 C14orf28 homolog
Exons: 4
Coding region: 2105-3085 (326 amino acids)
Source: RefSeq, a predicted model, not a curated record